This is a messenger RNA of Misgurnus anguillicaudatus (oriental weatherfish), 2647 nucleotides long. Lineage: Eukaryota; Metazoa; Chordata; Actinopteri; Cypriniformes; Cobitidae. The record is from RefSeq and is a predicted model, not a curated record.
CCCUGAGCGUUCACGGGCGGCGUGACGUUACGCAGCACCGAACGAGGAACGCGAGAGGAUGGAGGCCGCGGAGCAGCAGCGGAGCUCGAGUGACGGCGCGACCGCCCGAGGAGCGGGGGUUCCGGGCAGCGGCGGUGGAGCGGAGCCCGGCGGAGGCGCUGAGGGCGAGCGGGACAAAGAUCGCGCAACAUUCGAGUGUAACAUUUGCCUGGACACGGCCCGUGACGCGGUUAUCAGCAUGUGUGGACAUCUCUUCUGUUGGCCGUGUCUUCAUCAGUGGUUGGAGACGAGACCCAGUCGACAGCAGUGUCCCGUAUGUAAAGCAGGAAUCAGUCGGGAUAAAGUGAUUCCUCUGUACGGCCGCGGCAGCACCAGUCAAGAAGACCCCAGAUUGAAAACACCUCCUCGGCCUCAGGGUCAGAGAACAGAAGCAGAGAGUCGAGGGUUGUUUCAGGGUUUUGGCGACACGGGGUUUCACAUGUCUUUUGGAAUCGGUGCUUUUCCAUUCGGCUUCUUCACCACAGUCUUUAAUACCAAUGACCAUUUUCACAGAGCAGACCCUCACUAUGCAGGCGAUCACCACGGCAACGGAAAUCCCAACAACGGCAACAACUGGCAGGACUCGCUCUUCCUCUUCCUCGCCAUCUUCUUCUUCUUCUGGAUGUUGAGCGUGUGAAGGGCUGAAGUGAUGGACACACACACAUACACACACACGCAUACAGAGGUGGAUGUCGUCUUCAUUCCACCCAACUUUCAUUGACGCAGAAGUGAAAUGUGUUUUCUGCGCAGACAAAUUCUUCAUCUUCUCUGUCUGUCUGUCUCUCUGCACAUGUACAUAUAUACACACACACACAUCUGCGGGUUGAAUUGUGGCUCAGUGUUGAAGAAAAGAGACAGUAUUAAUGAACACUAUCAGUAGAAACAGUUCAUUCACUCUCAUGUUGUUUCAAACCCUCGAGAUUUACUCAUAAGCACAUAACUUACUAAAUAUGUGACUCGUUUUUCAAGUCUUACCAGUCAUAAAAACUCAAUUCAACUCAUUAAAUCUCUUUUUAAAAAUGAAAUCAUUAAAUGUCAUUUUGUGAAUAAUAAUAAUAACUAAAGCUAUCGUAUGACCCCAGGAGAUUUAUGUCUUGACUUUAGUGACUGCUGUUAUUUUAUUCAAAUAAGCAUUCAUUUCAGAAAUGGGUUUGAAAUAACAUGAUGAUUUUUUAAUAGGAAAACUGUUCUUGUCGUGUCUGUGAGAUUCUGAUGCCAAAGAAAUUCGGACCUUAGAGAAAUACGAAGCGAAUGAGAGAAGGAUUUUAUGUAGGUUCAUUUAGGAAGAGUUUUGUCUUAUCUUCAGGCCAUAACACUGUGCCGUCAGGAUAAAUAAAUCUGAUGGAUGACUUAAAUCUCUUAUACUGUGAGUCAUGUACUCAUUUAUUUAACAUCAAUCUCAUGAUAUCGAAACAUAACCGGCUUCUUUUCACCACACGGAAAAAUCAACAGAUGUUUUGCUUAAGGAAAAUCAAGCCUGUUUCUUGCAUUGUGACAUUAUUGUCGUCCAAAACUCUCAUGAGUAGUAUUUGCAUAAUUAAAUUAAAAGUAUUUAUAUACAUUAUUAUGAUAAUAUUUAUUUUAUUUUACUGACUGCUGAUUUAAAUGAAAGUAAAAUUCAUAUUUGUCAUGAAAGUAAUGUUACAAUGCAAAAAGAAAUCUUCAUGCCAUGAUUAAAUAUUUUAUGAUGUUACUGUUUUAUAUUUCCUGUAAGAAUCUAAAUGGUUUGCUGGGUUAUAGUAAGAUGCAAACUAGUCAUAAGUAAGCUAAACGUGAAGAUGUGGAUUAACCCGCUGAAGAUGGAAAUAUAUGCGUGUUGUGUCACAUCUCACAGACCCACAGCAGAUGUUUUCACAACAAUUCAAUCUGUUUGUUGUGUAAAGCAGUUUCAACGACACACACACUUUUUUAAUCUCCUUGACAUCAAUUCUAAAUGUUAAACUAUGAAUCUGAUUUAUAGGGUAAAUAAUGGGAGAAACUUUAUGCAGCUAUUGAGUUAAUGUCAUUUAUUUUAAUAUCCCAGAGGAUUAAACUCAAUAGAAAAAGUCAACACAUUUUAAUUGUUAACAAUGUAACGAAUAAUGUUAUAUAUAUCUAUACAUCUAUCUAAUAUGUAUUUCUCAGAGUGAGACGUGUUGUCUCGUGAGUGUGUGUAUAUAUGGAUGUUGUAAAUGAUGUCUAAUGUUGAUUGACAGGUGGUGGGAGGUGAUGGUUUGUAGUGAUGUGUGUUUAUCAAUGCAACAAACAUCCUGUGAACAAACAUUUCCGUUUUCCUCUCUCGCUGCAGAUGAUUGGCUGGUUUAAUCUUGAGCCAAUAGAUGAGUAGAAUUAUGACCACGCCCAGAUUUAUUAUGUCAACACAGUUCAUGUGGAUUGACCUUUGCUGGCUGUGGGUUAUAAAGGUUUUGACAUCACGGGUAUGAUGAUUUCUUACUGGUUGAUUUAGGUUGAAUUUGCUCUUCUUUGUCUUUUUUUGUAUAUCACUGUUUAAUCAAAGCAUAUGUUUGUAUAGAAAGUCUUCUUUUGGUAGAUAAUAAUUAUUGUGCAAAUGGGGAUGAAACUAAUGUGGCCUGUUUACUGGCACUUGAUAAAUAAACAUUUAAUAUGG